AGUGAGUGAAAAUGAAAGCUGGAGUCUGAUUGGUUACUAUCAGAAUCAGCAACCGGAGGUCAGCACCGAGUGGACUUUCUAGCAGCCUCUGCCCUUAUAAUCUCUGAUACCCAUAUAGGAAAUCACAUGACCUUUGAAUGACGCGAGGCCCAGCCGCAGAUCACGUGACCUACUCACGUCUUCUCCCGCCCGCUGGGCUCGGUCAUGUGACGGCUGACACUAUUUAACCCUUGCACUGCCGCUCUCUUCCUGUCAGUGAAGCGGACGGGAAGAUGGAGAAGCUGCUGCUGCGCUCGGUACUGGUGGUGGCGCUACUCGCUGCCUGGAGCCGCCCCGGGGCCUCUGACACCCCGGCCAACUGCAGCUUUCCGGACCUGGAGGGCACCUGGGAGUUUACAGUGAGCCCCAGUAAAGGAGGGGCCCGCAACAAGGACAUUGACUGCUCCCGGCUGGGGCCGGCGGAAAGGACGACAAAGUUCACUAUAAAACAGCUUGACGUUGCUGAAGAUGACAUGGGGAACGUCGGCUACGUCACCAUCAUCUACAAUCAAGGCUUUGAAAUUGUGGCCAAUGGCUACAAGUGGUUUGCCUUCUUUAAGUAUGAGAAACAAGGAACGAACGUCACCAGUUACUGUCACGAGACCUUCCCUGGCUGGGUGCACGAUGUGCUGGGACGGAACUGGGCCUGCUUCAUCGGAAAGAAGGUCUCAUCCAGCUCUGGUAAAAAGGUGAACGCCGCACCGUUCCCCAAGGAAGGAGGAUGGCUCUCGACAAAACCCUUCAGAAGCAACCUUGGACUUGUGCAGCAAAUAAACAAUGUCCAGAAAUCUUGGACUGCGGGGGUGUACCCUGAACUGGAGGGACUGUCCAUGGAGGAUCUUCUGAGAAGAGCUGGUGGGCGCAAAUCUAGGAUUCCCAACAUUCCUCCUCCAGCACCUUUGCCGACUGAUGAGAAAUAUCAAGGCCUCCCUGAUGCCUGGGAUUGGCGGGAUAUGCAGGGGUAUAACUUUGUCAGCCCCGUUAGAAAUCAAGGAUCUUGCGGUAGCUGCUACUCCUUUGCAACCAUGGGCAUGUUGGAAUCCCGCAUCCGUGUUAUGACCAAACUUCAGCAGAAGCCGAUCCUGAGCCCCCAACAAGUUGUCUCCUGCAGUAACUACUCCCAAGGUUGUGAUGGCGGAUUUCCUUACCUGAUCUCCGGCAAGUACAUCCAAGACUUUGGCAUCGUAGAAGAGUCCGACUUCCCAUACACCGGGCGAGACUCUCCCUGCACCCUGAAAGACGACUACUACAGAUACUACUCCUCUGAAUACCACUACGUGGGGGGGUUCUACGGCGGCUGCAACGAGGCCUUCAUGAAAUACGAAUUGAUCCUCGGGGGUCCUCUGGCUGUGGCCUUCGAAGUCUACGACGAUUUUAUGUAUUAUAAGGGAGGCAUCUACCACCACACCGGCUUGCAGGAUCGCUUCAACCCCUUCCAGCUGACUAACCACGCCGUCCUCUUGGUGGGGUACGGAACCGAUUCAAACAGCGGCGAAAAAUACUGGAUCGUGAAGAACAGUUGGGGGGAGUCGUGGGGAGAGAAGGGUUACUUCCGUAUACGCCGGGGCGUCAAUGAGUGCGCCAUAGAAAGUAUAGCGGUAGCUGCCACGCCUAUUUCAAAAUUAUAGGAAAAAGACCCUAAGUGAAUAGAUUUGGGGUGGGGUUGUUGGAUAUGCUCAAUGUUGUAGAACAGUCACACUGACUAGAGAUGAGCGAACUUACAGUAAAUUCGAUUCGUCACAAACUUCUCGGCUCGGCAGU
Hyla sarda is the source of this 1800-nucleotide messenger RNA. It is a transcript of the gene CTSC, whose product is annotated as cathepsin C. Bases 273 to 1667 code for a protein of 464 amino acids. NCBI's taxonomy places the organism in Eukaryota, Metazoa, Chordata, Amphibia, Anura, Hylidae. The transcript has 7 exons. The record is from RefSeq and is a predicted model, not a curated record. Gene Ontology annotation, cellular component: lysosome. Gene Ontology annotation, molecular function: cysteine-type endopeptidase activity.